Rhagoletis pomonella (apple maggot) is the source of this 2615-nucleotide messenger RNA. Its product is annotated as inositol hexakisphosphate and diphosphoinositol-pentakisphosphate kinase. Gene Ontology annotation, biological process: inositol metabolic process; inositol phosphate biosynthetic process. Gene Ontology annotation, cellular component: cytosol. Gene Ontology annotation, molecular function: 5-diphosphoinositol pentakisphosphate 1-kinase activity; diphosphoinositol pentakisphosphate kinase activity; inositol hexakisphosphate kinase activity. The coding region runs from base 826 to 2409 and encodes 527 amino acids. The transcript has 9 exons. The record is from RefSeq and is a predicted model, not a curated record. NCBI's taxonomy places the organism in Eukaryota, Metazoa, Arthropoda, Insecta, Diptera, Tephritidae.
CGCAGCUGAUCCAAACAAAACAAAACAAAAAGACUCCGAAAUUUGCCGGCAGCUGAUUUCUGCAAAAGAAUUUUACAGAGCUCAAGCCAUCAAUGCGCGUAUGGAAAUGUCAAACAUUUGUUCUGCAAAUACAAAAACAAAUGCAACAUGUGUACUUGAAUUUGACAGCCAAACGAUUUUUGACGACACUGCUGCGAGUUCGUCGGCUGUGUAUUUGGUCUAUACUGUGGUAUUUGGUCAAUUUUGGCUGGUUGAAGUUUGUGUGAAAGUGAGAUUUUAUUUAUUCGUGGAAAAUUUGUAUACAUAUAAGUUGGAUAAAAAGAUUUAGAAAAUUAUAUAAUGGCCUCUGAAAAUGUCUGCGAAACCUACAAAAUGUUUUUGAGUACCUAAAAGUGAUAUUUGUAAUCGCUAAUGAUAAAAAAUCAAUAGCUACAACUAUGUAUGUACAUGGUGCAAUGUGGAGAAUUAAAAGAAAAGUGCAAAUAGUUUUCCCUUUAAAAUUGUCGAAAUGACGACGUUAUAUGUUCAUACAUACAUUUAAAAAAGUGAUAGUUAACCAAAUCUAUCAAAAUAUUGACAAACCUGCGUGCACAAAACCCACUGCAUUUAUAUUAACAAAUUAAUCAACCAUACAUACAUACUUAUAAUGUACCAACAUUCAUCGCAGUGACGUCGCAUUUCGUUCAGCCUACCUUUCGCAUGCAAAUGCUAUUCACAAGUACAUUACAUAUGUAACUACACAGAAAAUUCUUAGAGCCUUGCAUAGUAUAGUAAAUCGCUUCAGCUUACCAAGGAUAACAUAAAAGCACAUUCGGUAGAUGCAUCAUGUCCUACACGGAACUGGAAUCAGGUUACCAGGACUUGCGACAAUCAUCGCAGCACGCACAGUCACAAAUGCAAUCCUUCACAAGCGAGCGCAGCAGCCGACCUGGAUUUUUUGUUGGCAGUGAUGGCAAUGGCGACGGUGAGAGCAAUGACGGCAUGGAUUCAGAUUGCAGCACUUGUUCGAACCCUGGAAAGCAAGUUGUUGUGGGCAUCUGCGCCAUGGCCAAAAAGACGCAAUCUAAACCAAUGAAGGAGAUAUUAACUCGCCUACAAGAAUUUGAAUUUAUCAAAAUGCUUAUAUUUUCCGAAGAUGUAAUUUUAAAGGAGCCGGUAGAGAAUUGGCCUCUCUGUGAUUGCCUGAUUUCGUUUCAUUCGAAAGGCUUUCCAUUAGAAAAGGCGAUUCAAUAUGCACAACUACGAAAACCGUAUGUUCUCAACAAUUUACACAUGCAAUACGAUAUACAAGAUCGUCGCCGUGUCUAUGCUAUACUGCAAAAGGAAGGCAUUGAAAUACCGCGUUAUGCUGUAUUGGAUCGCGACUCACCUGAUCCAAAACAACAUGAGCUGAUCGAAUCGGAAGACCACGUAGAAGUGAACGGCAUUAUUUUCAAUAAGCCAUUUGUGGAGAAACCUGUAUCGGCUGAGGACCACAACAUCUACAUUUACUAUCCUACGUCCGCCGGUGGCGGCAGUCAACGUUUAUUUAGAAAGAUCGGCAGCCGCAGUAGCGUUUAUUCACCCGAGUCGCGCGUGCGUAAAACUGGUUCCUUCAUUUAUGAAGAUUUCAUGCCCACUGAUGUAUACUUUUCAGGUACGGACGUUAAGGUGUACACAGUCGGUCCGGAUUAUGCACACGCCGAAGCUCGAAAGUCUCCUGCGUUGGACGGAAAAGUGGAGCGGGAUAGCGAAGGCAAAGAGAUUCGAUAUCCGGUAAUCUUAAACAAUGCAGAGAAGCUUAUUUCGCGCAAGGUUUGUUUGGCUUUUAAGCAGACUGUCUGCGGCUUUGAUUUACUGCGCGCAAAUGGUAAAUCCUACGUAUGCGACGUUAAUGGCUUCAGCUUCGUUAAGAACUCAAAUAAGUAUUACGAUGAUUGCGCUAAGAUACUGGGUAAUAUGAUAUUGCGUGAGCUCACGCCGACGUUGCAUAUACCGUGGCUUGUACCCUUCCAACUGGACGAUCCGCCCAUUGUGCCGACAACAUUUGGCAAAAUGAUGGAAUUGCGUUGUGUGGUUGCGGUAAUAAGACACGGCGAUCGUACGCCUAAACAAAAAAUGAAGCUUGAAGUGCGGCAUCCUAAAUUUUUCGAGAUAUUUGACAAAUAUGAUGGCUAUAAGGAUGGUCACGUUAAAUUGAAACGUCCAAAACAAUUGCAAGAGAUUUUAGACAUUGCGAGAUAUUUGCUAUCGGAAAUACAAAACAAGUCCGCGGACGCUGAAAUACAAGAAAAGGAAAGCAAACUGGAACAGCUGAAAAAUGUAUUGGAAAUGUACGGACACUUUUCUGGUAUAAAUCGCAAGGUGCAAAUGAAAUACCAACCAAAGGGUCGUCCCCGCGGGUCCAGUUCCGAUGACGGUAAUACUUAAAGAAUGGUCACAAGUGAUUGGCGCUUAAAAUAUACAGCAAAUUAUUUACUUAAAUAGUACUCAAUUAGGUGGUUUACAAGGUGUUGUAAGUGUCGUAUUGCCUUACGCCUUAGGACUUGAAUAGACAACGAAAUUAUUUUUUACUGUGUGAAAUUUCAUAAUAUGACGUUUAUGGUACCUUUAGAACCCCCUAAAUAUAUUUUUAG